AUGCCAAGUCGCUAUCUGUUAAGCAAGGCUCAGACUCGUAUUUUCCAUAGCGAUACCCCAAAGUGGAGCUUAUCCCAAUCUCCUUAUCAUAUACUAAAGUCAACCCAGUCUUCUUCGAAACAGGAUCUCAAGGACAGAUUUAUAGAGCUUACAAAACAAUAUCAUCCCGACAAAACUUUGAAUAUGCCAGAAGAGGAGCGCCAGAGGCGCCAUACUCAUUAUCUACAUAUUCAGGCUGCAUAUAAGCUUCUACGUGAUCCAAAAACAAGGCAAAUGUAUGAUUUGGGUCAGAUAACAUACAAUCCUAACAAAUCUAAUAGUUAUACCACUUUUGGAGGAAAUAUAAUCACUCCUUCUGUCAAAGAUUUUAUCUAUCCUUGGGUUCUUGGUGUUGCUUUUUUGGGUAUUAUGUCACUCAUAUGGAUUGACAAUAAUAACAGUGCGCGAAUCCGAGAAGAAGAGAUUGCAUGGCAGUACUUUCGCCAGCAGCGCCGAAAAGAAGGUCUUGGUGACAUUGUUGGAAUGACGCACUAUAGGCGAGUUUGA
This is a messenger RNA of Batrachochytrium dendrobatidis JAM81, 546 nucleotides long. RefSeq lists its product as uncharacterized. The transcript is spliced from 3 exons. The record is from RefSeq and is a predicted model, not a curated record. NCBI's taxonomy places the organism in Eukaryota, Fungi, Chytridiomycota, Chytridiomycetes, Rhizophydiales. The coding region runs from base 1 to 546 and encodes 181 amino acids.